UCUGUGGUACUGAUGUGGACGGCUACGCUAAGACUGAAGGAGCGUGGGUGCUUUCGCUCCACAAGAGAAUGUACACCGUCAACACGGUGACCGACUGCGCCACCAAAUGUGACACAGAAACAUCUUUCACCUGCAAGGCUUUUGUGUACGUUGAGAAGGACCAGGAGUGUUGGACAGCAGCAGCCAACUCCAAAACAGAGCUCGUCAUGCGGCGGCAAAGCUCAGCUUUAUAUGAAAAAAACAAAUACCUCCUGGAGUGCAUCAACGGAACAGGAACAGAUUACAGAGGGACGAAAAGCAAAACAAAAUCAGGAAAGUUGUGUCAAAGUUGGGAUGCAAAGUUCCCACACAGGCCCAACUACACACCACAGACGUCUCCCAUGGCAGAUCUGGAGUCUAACUUCUGCAGAAACCCUGACGGCGACAGUGACGGACCCUGGUGUUACACCACCGACGCAGAAACACGCUGGGAGUCCUGCAACAUAGCCAGCUGUGCUG
This is a messenger RNA of Nematolebias whitei (Rio pearlfish), 498 nucleotides long. Its product is annotated as plasminogen. Gene Ontology annotation, biological process: proteolysis. Lineage: Eukaryota; Metazoa; Chordata; Actinopteri; Cyprinodontiformes; Rivulidae. Gene Ontology annotation, cellular component: extrinsic component of plasma membrane. Gene Ontology annotation, molecular function: endopeptidase activity; signaling receptor binding. The record is from RefSeq and is a predicted model, not a curated record.